This is a messenger RNA of Colletotrichum spaethianum, 183 nucleotides long. RefSeq lists its product as uncharacterized. The transcript has a single exon. The coding region runs from base 1 to 183 and encodes 60 amino acids. Lineage: Eukaryota; Fungi; Ascomycota; Sordariomycetes; Glomerellales; Glomerellaceae. The record is from RefSeq and is a predicted model, not a curated record.
AUGCCCUGGACGCCUCUUGGCAAGCAGGCAAAGAUCUUCUGCUCAACUGUCGACGUCUUCGGCCAGAUGCCCGGGAUAACACUUGCAACGGUGGAGUUCCCGCCUUUGUACGACACUGGCCAAGCCCUCUUCAGCCUUCAACGUGCCUUUCAUCAAUCAAACUUGCGCUACGAUACGGACUAA